AAGGAAGGAAUAAAGGAGGGGGGCAGAGAGAAGAGAGAGACAGAGUAUGUGUACUGGCGGGGGGUGCCUAUGCCAGUGACAAAAAUGUGCUUUUUAUUCUUCAGAAAAAGAGCUUUUGUUAACAUUCAGUUAACUAGCAUUGCUUGAAUAAACUUUUUAAUUCUUCCAGUUGUUAACUUUUUGUUGUUGUUUUGGAGGCAGCCCUUAAGGUGUUUGGCAGGGCUUAGAAUGGUGGAAAAGGUAGUACAGUAGGAGGAAGGAACCAAAAAUGAUUCCAUAGGACAAGGUGUAGUGGUACGCACUAGGGUCCAGUUUUUGUGGUUGGUUUGUCAUUCAUUCAGAAACAAACUCUGAUAACUUGCACACUAGCUUUCUGCUUUUUUUUUUUCUUUCAGUCUCAAAAUAUAUUUGGGCUGUUUACUACUUUGAUGGAAUAUUUUAGGUUAAAAAGUCUCAUUUGGGUCAGGAAUGCUGAAGAUUUUGCAUCAUGUGGUGUGACAGAAUUGCAAUUUUUUUUUUUUUUUUUUUACCUGAGUUGUAGUUGGAAUCGCUUUUAUCUUAUUUCAUAUGUACAGAGCUUGGCAUUGCUUGUUGGCUGGUCUGUACUUUUAAUACCUGGUAUCUUGCUAGCAACACACGGCAGUGUAUAAUUCAGCUCUGAAUGCUUACGUUGAAGCAGGCUUAGAGAUGUGGGGGUGGCAAGAGGCAGACAGUUUGGGAUUUGUAGUUUAUAGUGGUAGCUUGGAAGCAGUUGAAGUAGCACUUAAGAACUUCUCAUCCCAGAGUGCCUUGUCCUUGGCCAUACAGGAAAGGGAACAGCCGAUAGCCUAUCCUAGUGGGGAGGUGUGGUGAUUGAGCAGCUGGCAGGCCAAUCGCAAAGGGGGAAGUGAAGCCAGAGCAGUGGGCUGAAAAUAGAGUGGGGGAGUUAGUAGGUGUCUGCCUGUGUGGGAUCAGGCAAGGGCUUGCCUAUGUAACUAGGGCCACUCUGAAGUUUCCUGUCUGCAGUUGCUCCAGAGCAGGGCCCUGCCCAGACACGGAGGCAGGCAGGCAGGCAGGGGGGAGAUUGAGCUGACCCACAGGGAAACAAAAUUUCAUCCGGCCGGUAAGAGCUCCAAAUGCACUCUCACUCUCUCUGGUGUCUGAGAAGGUAUAGACAGGCUAGAAAAGAAACAGUGGAAUCUUAAGGGGGGAAAGAGACAGGGACUUGGCUUGAUUGAGUUUAGAGCGCUUGACCCACUUGCAGAUGGCAUCGAGAUAGAAAACGGAGGCCUGCUGUGUUAAGACAGGCAUACGGACAGGCGGCAGAACGGACGGACGGGCGGCGGCUGUGAUUGGCGGCUCAGCGGCAAGCUGGUGGAAAAUGUCGUCAGGAGCUGGUGGGCGGGGAAGACGGCAAGGUAGAGCCUCCGGGAGUGCAGGCGUGGUGGAGGAAGGUCCAGUGGGUAUCCCCUUCCCCGAGCACAGUGCUGACCUAUUGGGCAGUCUCAACCAGCAAAGGCUAAAUGGGCUGUUGUGUGAUGUGUUGCUAGUGGCCCAAGAGAGAGAAUUCCCUGCCCACCGCUCCGUAUUGGCCUCCUGCAGUACCUACUUCCACAAGCUUUUCACCUCUGGGCUGGCUGCUGACCAUCAGAGAGUCUAUGCGCUGGACUUUGUGAGGCCUGAGGCGCUGGCCGCCCUCUUGGACUUUGCUUAUACAGCCACACUCACAGUCAGCCGCAACAGUGUGGUUGACAUCUUAAGCGCCGCACGUGUGCUUGAGAUCUCACCUGUCCAAGAUGUCUGCACACACCUGCUGGACACCAAAGUGCUCUCCCCGCCAGCGGGCAGUGAGCAAGAUGAAGAUGAUGAGGAAGAGCGAGGAAAUAAUGGAAGAGAACAGGGCAUUCGGCUGCGUGCCCGUGAGUACCUGGAAUUCUUCCAGAGGGGGGCGCAUUGGGGUAGCAGCUGCAGCACGCCAGAGCUCAGGGAGCUGCCUACACACCUGCACUUUAGCCAACGCAACGGCGUUGAAAGCAAUGGCACACCCACCGGCCCUGCUGACUACUACUCCCCACUGGCCCAGGCCGUAGCGCAGCCACCUCGUGAACCUGAAGAUGACGAUGUCGAUGAAGAACGCCAUGAUGGAGCUUCAGAUCUGGCUCGAGGGAAAGGUGCACAGGCUAUGAUGUCCUUUUACCCUCCCACACAGAAUGGACAUUUCUACCUCCAUCAAGCAGAGCCCAAAUCAGAAAGAGAGUUGGAGGUGGCAGGCGAGCGGGAACAUGAACGAGGCCCAGCCAGUGCUUUGCUACAACAGAUGAUGGACUCUUUGGAGCAGAAAAGGGAGCAGCCCACCACAGGUGGUGGGGGUGAUGAGGAUGGGCCGGAGGGUGAAGAGCCGGACGUGGAGUUUUACUUGAAGUACUUCAAUAGUGUGCAACACGAAGAGGCCGCUAGUACCCCCAUCUCACCAAGUCUGCUACCACUGUGGUCGAUGAGGGGCAGCGGAGGUGGAAACCAAGCGACAGGAGGGGGUAACAGUGGUGAAAGGAAAAUGCGUUCUAAGGCCUUCCAGAAGUGCCCCAUCUGCUCCAAGGUCAUCCAAGGUGCAGGCAAGCUUCCACGCCACAUCCGUACACACACAGGAGAAAAGCCGUAUGAAUGCGCCAUCUGUAAAGUACGAUUCACCAGGCAGGACAAGCUAAAGGUUCACAUGCGCAAACAUACAGGAGAGAAGCCUUACCUGUGUACUCAGUGUGGUGCCGCCUUCGCCCAUAACUAUGAUCUGAAGAAUCACAUGCGUGUGCACACGGGCCUGCGUCCCUACCAGUGCUCCAGCUGUUUUAAAACCUUUGUGCGCUCAGACCACCUCCACCGUCAUCUCAAGAAUGACGGCUGCAACGGCAUCCCAUCCCGACGAGGCCGCAAGCCACGCAUACGAGAUCCUGAGCUUCUGGAUGGUCCUCUGGAACUCCAUGGUCCAGAAGCAGAUACUGAGAGUGGUCGACGGUGUUUAGACGGGGGCAGCAGAACAUCAGUCAUGGAGGAAAAUCACGGUAGUCGCACACACAGUCCCAUUGGUGAUGAAGAAGGUAGCGAAGAUUUGACCCUGGGACAAAGGGAUUCUGCAACUACAUGAAUCAGACUUUGUUAGAGAGGGUUUUCCUCAAAAACCAGAGGAAGAAUUAAACGGAAAAAUAAGAAGAAAAAAAAAGAAAAAAAAACCUUCAAACUACAUGGUCCUCUUUAAAAAAAAACAAAUCAGGGUGUCACGCAAAUCUAAUAUCCUAGUUUCGUUUUCUCCUUUUUUAGCUUUUGCAUUCCACAUAGAGACUUAACCACCGAGUUACUGGUCUGUUGAAAGAGCGAAGAGCACUUCAAAUCACUCACCCGUGCUGUCAAAAUCUUUCUGGGUCUUUUUGUUGGUCUUUUUUGUAACACUGGCAUAAUGGCUUAGCCAUAUGCUUACAAGAAAAAGCUACUAUGCAGUUUAAACAUGUUCCUCAUCUCUGGGUUUUAUCUACAGAGUCUUGUCUUAAGAGUGAGGUGUCAAACACCAGGCUGGCUGCUGUUUCAAUAGGUUAGAUAUGAAUGGUCUAAGAUGUGAUCAAGGCAACCAAUACAUCUAUUUUUCUAAUGCAAUGAGCAAGAUGUACAAACACUAUAGAAAAAUAAAUCUAUUGUCUCAGAUUGCAAUAUAUGCAAUAUUCUGAUGCAGCACCUUUUUUCUAAAUGUUCCAGAAAGAAACGGACAGGGGUUUGAUUUCAAGUGUUACUUUCUCUAUAAAAGAUAAUUCUUUUUUUUUUUUUUUUUUUGAGAAUUUGUCUGUUAAUGAUUUAAAAGGUUACCAUUUUGAGUCUAAUCCAUAUAAAGGGGGACCUCAUUAAUUUGUUUUUGGCUGGGAGAGGGUAAGAGAAGGGAUGAUGUCCUGUGUUUCUAAAGCACUACCUUCAUCUGAUUGCCACUGGGUUAAUUCUUACCUCUCACGGGCCUGCUUUUCCUUAUCGGCAGUCCAACUUGCAUUGUUCUCUUUUAUUUUUGGGAUUGUCUUAAUAUUUUGUCAUUAUUUUGUUUUUCCUUUGUGUUGACUAUUUUGGGUACUUGACACUUUACAUUUGUAUACGUGUGUAUAUAUUAGGUUGUAAUGUUAUGAAACCUUUUCUAAGAGAUAUAUUGCAGAUAGAUAGAUAGAUAGGCUUACAUCUUCCUUCAGAUUCACUCCAGGUUUCUUACUGAGUUAAGUUUGUAGGGGGAAUAUGCUGUUUUAUAGCAUUAUAAUUGAGAAACCCAUUUUUCCUAAACUGCACUUAAUGGAACCCAGAAGUUUCCACCCAAAGUAUAAAUUGUGAUAUAUGUGCUUCAUUUUGAGUGUUUCUGCAGGAGUGAAACUGUAUGCAACUGAGGAGUGAGGGCACCACUGUUAAUAACAGCUGGUGAUUACUUAAGCUGGGAAUUUUUUAUUUGUUUGUUUGUUGACAGAAAAUGCAAUAGAGAGUCGAGCACCUUUUUUAUGCAUUUGCAUAGCUUUACUAAAGAUAUCUAACAGAGAUAGAGAAAUAUCUGUUUAAGGAGGCAGUUUGGGUUGGGAAGAAACAAAGUGCUUAUUCAGUUUAUUUGCCCAAGGGACCACAUAAAAAAAAAGAAAAAACCUGAGCGAUAAGGUUAGCAAUAAAUUAUUUUCCAAGAUGGAAGUCCAAAUAAGCACACAGCUAUAGCCGAGUAAGAAUUAGGGUCCAUUUUUUAGUGUACAGCAUCCUUUAAUGCAAUGUAUAGAUGAGAUAAAAUAGCUAUACAAACUUUAUUGCUCUUUUCAUGAUGCAAAUUAUUGGCAGAGGGUUGGGGAGAAAGUGUCCUAAAGACUGAGACCUUUAUUUUGAAGUAAUAUGUGCUUCUGUGCGCAGGUGAGAGAGGGUGCUACUACGUCUUAUGGCCACGUCAGAUAAGUAUUACUCACUUAGAGGGGCCUGGAGCGUAAGCAGGCACUUUGUGGGCAUGUCUAAAUGGGCUCCCCCCAAAAAUUCAGAACACUGGGUGCUUUGGUUAAGUUAGGACUCUUAUUUAAAUAGGGCAAAUAUGAGGGCAAGACUUGACAAAGGCGGAGACUUUUAUUGCUGAUAAAAGGGCAGAUUUCAAAGUAACAUACCAGGCACAUCAUUUUUUAUCCUAACCGGAUCAUUUAAGUGGAUCUCAGCAUAUAUGACUUUGUGGCGAUUGAGAGAACAUUUUUUGUGUCAUUCCUUCUGCCUCUGCAGUGCUGUAUCCUGUCUUUUGCACCUUAAUUAAAAAGAAGCAAGUUUUGAAUGCACUUUGUUACUAAGAAGGGCACUUUUCAGUCAAAAGAAACGGGUACUUUUAACAAAAGUGCAAAAGUGCUACAAAAAAAAGGCCCAUUCAAGUGGUGAUGCUUAGCUUGUUUUGUUGUUUUUUUUUUGUUUGUUUUUUUUUGGCUUGUUCAUGUGUGUUGCUUUCAUUUUGGUCUUGACACCAAGCUGCCAAAAAAUUUCACAGUCACUUGAGAAGAGAAAGGGGCAGGGUGAAGGUAUUGUGUUGUUAGAAGGUGUUGGUUGAUGUGACGUUAACUAAAAAAGCAACAAAGGAGAAAUACCCUUAUAUAGAAGCCUAAUGACUAAUUGCACUUGAAGUUUAAAGAUGAUAGAAGGUUUAAGAGUUCUCUAUUUUGUCUUAAUACAGAGAAAAGGACCAAAAAUGUGGCAGCAUGUGAGCCUCUGCAGAGUUUUUUUUUUUAUCCCCUUUUCUCCCAAUUUGGAAUGCCCAAUUCCCACUGCUUAGUAGGUCCUCGUGGUAGUGUGGUUACUCACCUCAAUCUGGGUCGUGGAGGAGAAAUCUCAGUUGCCUCCGCUACUGAGACCGUCAAUCCACGCAUCUUAUCACGUGGCUCGUUGUGCAUGACACCGCAGAGACUCCGCAUGUGGAGGCUCAUGCUACCCUCCGCGAUCCACGCACAACUUGCCAUGUGCCCCAUUGAGAGCAAGAGCCACUAAUCGUGAUCACGAGGAGGUUAAUUUGGUUGCUUAGGAGACCUGGCUGGAGUCACUCAGCACGCCAUGGAUUCAAACUCACGACUCCAGGGGUGGUAGUCAGCAUCAAUACUCGCUGAGCUACCCAGGCCCCCUGCAGAGUUUUAUUUUGAUGAUCUACAAACUAUAUACCUGUACAUUUAAACCAUUUAGUUUCUGUCUGUGCAUUAAAAUCCCUGAACAUACAUCAAGAUGUAUGUAAGUCACUUUAAAUACGUUGUGAAAUGCCACACCCUAAGCAUCACACUACAGUUAGUUACAAGUUUUUGAUCGGAUGAAUUAUCCUUCUGGAAAUUUCAGUGUGUAAACGUGUUUUCAUACCCCAAAACACACUCGGUUAAAAUUACAUUAUGUCUGCAAAGGUAUGUCUGCAUGGGUUUGUGUGGUGACACACUGACCAUCUCUGGUAUACUUAGCAACUUUGUUUCACUAAUGGCCUGCGAUCAUUCAAUAUGAAGAGUAGAUGUUAAAUUUGUUCGCAAGGACGCUUCAUACCUUUACCACAACCCGAAUUUAUCCUCCCUCUUACAGAAGCAGAAGUUGGAGUAGAAUUGUUGGGGGAAAAGCCUACUUGAGUUUCUUUUGUCAUUUUAUUCUUUUUUUCUGUUAUCUUUAGUGUGAGAGUUUAAAACUUGCAAUGCUUACUUUAAAAUGUGUUUCUUCAGCUUAUUUGUUUUUUUAGCAAAGAUAAUGCUAUCUGUUUCGGUGGAGUUUAGCCAUGGGGAGGGGCACUGGGUUAAAUGGUAAUGGAAAAUGGGAGGGUUUAGAUGGGUGGGAGGGGUCGGGAGGUACAAAGCCUGAUAGCACUGGAAAUGGUGCUUUAGCUGAGAAAGUUUUUGCACUAAGUCACUCAUGUCCUUGUCCUUGGAGGAGGGGGACUAGAGUACCGGGCAAGGCCUUUGAGUUUCUGUGAACGCAGAGCCUAUUAAAUCUCCACAAUUAACCAGUUGAAAACCAAAGUUGGCAAAGAUUUGAAUUACUUGAACUUUCUAAACCAUUCAAAGAAAAGAGAUUUUGAAUCUUACAUUAUCGACAAUAACGUAAAACAAGAAAUGUUUCAGUCCAGUGCAACUUCACCUGAAGUAAGCUGUUUGAGGAAAGACAGUAUUCAAGCAGUGGCUUAUUUCCAGUGAUUUACUGGAUCAAACCUUAAGCAUCUGUGUCUACGUAGCAGUUUGGUGAAGUUAUUAGAGGUCUUUGUGAGUUCACAGGAACUUAUUGGCUUUGUGUGGAGGGGGGCGUAAGCUUUGUUCAAUGGGUCUAAAAGGAAUCAGGGGCAGAGUCUUGAAGCUUGCUAAGUGGAGAAGGAUUGUGGAGAAAAUGUGCCUUAACAUGAAAGGAGAUUGGGAGGAUUCCUCAAAAGAUUGCUUCCAUUCCCGCUUCCCAAACCAUUCUUGAAUACUUGUGUCUGAUAUUAAAUGUGGUUGAAAUAAAUGUUUUAUUGUGGACAUUUCUAAGAACCAAAAGGUUGUUUGUCCAGAGCUACUCAACUUGUAAAUGCAAACUAAUUUUUAAGGUUGUCUCUUGGGAAAAGUGAGUUAGGAGAUCCUGUCAUCUUCCAUUCAGCGCUGUUUAUUGCUUCCGCCCCAAUGGCGGACUUUACACUGAGAAAGUGUCUUAAAACCCCAUUUACAUGACUUCAGAAGCUCCAUGUAUGUAAUAUCCAAAUCUUAAUCUAUUUUAUGUCUAUAUUUGUUUAACUUAUUUGAAAAAAACAUAAAAAAGCAUUAAAGAUUACAAUGACAGUUAUAACUGUAAUAAUCAUGGAAGAUAUUUUGGUUGCUUUUUAGAGGUUCUGGCUGGAUCGAAGCACAACUAGCUGAGGAUGACAAUGCAUGGCUAGAUUCACACAAUUGUUUUCACCUGAUCCACUGCUGUCUGAUGCCCUGCGGGCACUUUGCACAAGGAGUGGCUCGUGGGCAGUGGAAACUAGUUUGCACAGAUCAGGAAGGGUGGGUACUAGCAUUUUUGUGCAGGUUGUCAGGGAAACGUUGUCUUAUGGGGGGCUUGGGAGAGCCUUUGUCAGGUAUUGCUGUGCCAUUAUGUGUAUCUAAGGAAUUAUAGCCAUCUAACUCUUUGACUGCCUCAGCUGGUUAUGUUUCACUGAACAAGUAGAUGUUGUAGAGAGCAAAUGCUAGAUGGUGUGCUGGGAGGCAGGGGGAUUUUGGGUAUUAUGGGCCAUCAUCUAUGCUCCUCAGGUUAAAUAUCACUGCAGUCCAUGUACAUUUUUUUGUUGUUUGGUUUCAGCUCAAAUUUUGCCUUCUGUGUAAUCAGCUUUAUUGUACUGAGAGAACACCAACCAAAUAUAUUACUAUGAGUUUUAAAGAUAUGAUAUCAAAAGCCAACUACCCACGUGACCACAACUCAUUAUUUUUUUGCCUAAUAACUUUUCAUUCUUGUCUAGUAUAGAAAAAGAAUGGUGAAAAGUCAGCAAUCAGUUUUUGAACAUGUUUUAACAUUCUAGAAUUAUGGGUGGUGUAUUGUCUUCGGCCACAUCCAUACUAAUCCAUUUUCUUUUUAAAACGCAUUGAUUUUACUACUUUUACACCUCCCAUCCAGACUGCAGCAGCCUUUUCGUCCACUAAAAAUGAAGACUUUUGAAAAUGUUCUCUAUAACCGCAUACUUCGGAAAACGAUGACAUUAGGAAACUGAAAAUGGAGAUUUCAAACUUAAAUGGAUUAGUGAUGUGGCCUUUGUUGAAUUUUAGAAUGAGACCAAGGCCAUGUCCACCUUAAUUUGUUUUUGUUUGUAAACGCAUUGAUUUCACUACAUUUAUGCCUCGCAUCCACACAAGAACGGUGUUUUCCUCCACUGAAAACAGAGUGCUUCGAAAAUGCUCUCUGUUAUGGCAUACUUUAGAAAACCAUGACGUUAAGAAACUGAAAACAAGAAUUUCAAAUGAAAAAGGAUUAGUGCAGAUGUGGCCCAAAAAAGCAGUGAAUUGACAAAGACAUCAAGUCUUCAAGUCAAGAAUGCAUUAUAUAACUUUCUCUUAAAGAGAAAUAGUUGUUGUAACGAACAGAUACAGGUAGAGGCACAAGAGAUGGUGUCUUAAGUCUUAAAGGACUUUCUUAAUGGUUUGUUUUCUCUUUUCCUCUACCAAGAAUGUCCUAAGAGUGUGUUGAGAUUCACAAAGCCAUCAAGCUGAUUGCAGUUCUGUGAUUGUAACAAAAAGCACUUUGCGAAAGGCCAUCCAGAAUAUUGUGUGCUGUCUCCUUUGAUUAUUACUGUUGUUGUUGUUAUUAUUAUUAUUUUUCUCUCUCGUUGAUGCAUUUUCUUGUUAUCUCAUUGUGGAUGUAAUGAUUUAUUUAAAUGCAAAAAAACUACAUGGAAAAAAAGAAACUUGAACAUGUGAUAUAUCUGGGUUGAAGUCCAUUUGAACUUCUGCCCCAAACCACACACAUCUCUGGAAAGGCACAACAAAACAAGGAAUUUCAUAUGUUCAAGUUGUCGUACAUGUUUUCUUUUAUCAUUUUUUCCCCACCCAAGUCUCAUCAUAAAAAGACUUUACAUUUGCUUGGAAAUAUUUUGCUGGGUUUUCAUUGUUCUGCAAGAUGCUUCAUAGACAUAGCAUUUAUAAGAGAGUAGAUCUAGACUAUUGGUAUUGUUGGGGCCUAACUAUCCCAAACAAUUCUAAUGUCCACUAAAAAUAUGCAAAUAUUCAGUUUGCAAUCCGCCCUGUCUAAAGAAGUCAGGUUUGGAACAUUAUUUAACUUUCCUGCAUAUGGGUAACAUACAAUAUCUCAUAUUAGUUUCCGUCUGUUGUUGGGUGGUAAAUCCAGUUAAUCCACUAGCCACAUGUACUUUCCACAAUGCAUUUUUAUUUUCAAGUGUGAAACUGUCUUUUAUUUUCAGUUUAUUGAUAAAUUUACCAAGGGACUCAUUACAUACUAUAUUCCAAGCUAACAUCUCAUCUUCAUCUCAUGUUUCUUGUAUAGUAUCUGCAAAAUUAAAAAAGAACAGUCAACCUCUGUACAGAAAACCAUAAUUCAUGUUCAGGUUUGGGUGCACUUUUUACACUUAUGUAGAUUUUGGGAUAGCAAAAAAAUUCUCAGUGUCUCAGGCUUGGACAGCAGAAACCCUGUUUUUUUUUAUUUUUUAUUAUUUGGUUAAAUCAAGUCCUGUUCCUUUCCAUUGUCUGUCAGUGUGUGUUGAAGCUAUAGAGAUGUAUUUGGGAGAUUUUGCACUUUUGGCGAUGAAAAGAAUUUGUAUUGUAUAUGAGACCACUAAAUCCACAUCGUCUUAAUCAAACAAUUCCAUCUUGUUUUCCAUUUUAUUCUAUUUUUUCUUUGUUUGUUUUUGUUUAUUUUUUACAAAAUAUAUCCAAAAAUGUCUUAAGUUUAAGAAAUAAGACAUUUCUAUUAAAAAAAAAAAAAAUGUUUACGACC
Molecule: messenger RNA, 10407 nt
Organism: Myxocyprinus asiaticus (Chinese sucker)
Lineage: Eukaryota; Metazoa; Chordata; Actinopteri; Cypriniformes; Catostomidae
Product: zinc finger and BTB domain-containing protein 7A-like
Exons: 4
Coding region: 1361-3118 (585 amino acids)
Biological process (GO): regulation of transcription by RNA polymerase II
Molecular function (GO): DNA-binding transcription factor activity, RNA polymerase II-specific; RNA polymerase II cis-regulatory region sequence-specific DNA binding; protein binding
Source: RefSeq, a predicted model, not a curated record